AUGCGUGACUUAGCUCUGCAAGGCUUCGGAACGAGAUAUGAAGGGGAGGCCUGGGCAACAUACAGCAACCCGGGAGUAAAGAUCUCUUUUAUAAUGAAUGCGGGAGAUAUCACUCCUGUGCGCUGGGCGAUGUGGAUUCUUGCAGCUUCGAACAGAGAUGAGAUUGUCUCGGACGGCGUGCUUCGAUAUGACUUAUCUGGGCAUCCAGAUUGGCAUCUGAAAUUCUUUGCGCCGUACAGGAUUGGUGCGGAGGCCGAGGCGAAACAUACAGAGCUCGCCCCACCGCUGACAUCUGGGCCUGCAUCUGCUAUCAACGGUACAGACCUCAUCUUAAGUAGCCUAACAAAACCGGAGGAUGACACCAAUUCGAACAGCGACGACCUGUGGGCCGAAGUGACCUUCACGACCACUGAGAUCCCGCGAGCAGACAUUUCCAUGUCCAUCGUGCAGGCGCUAUUGAACCUAGGCCCCUUUGAUAGCACGGCGCAGAUUACACAGCCGUUAGCAGUCGUUGGCCCUGCCAUCAUGGUGAAGAUAGAAACCUCCUUCAAGAGAGUGGAGCGCUCUACGCCAUCUUUUUCCAAUUAUGGUCAUAAUGUCAAAUGCCUUGCGGGGACUGCCUUGAGUCAUGUUGAGAGAGGAUAA
This is a messenger RNA of Letharia columbiana, 645 nucleotides long. RefSeq lists its product as uncharacterized. NCBI's taxonomy places the organism in Eukaryota, Fungi, Ascomycota, Lecanoromycetes, Lecanorales, Parmeliaceae. Bases 1 to 645 code for a protein of 214 amino acids. The transcript is spliced from 2 exons. The record is from RefSeq and is a predicted model, not a curated record.